Heterostelium album PN500 is the source of this 594-nucleotide messenger RNA. RefSeq lists its product as uncharacterized. The coding region runs from base 1 to 594 and encodes 197 amino acids. The record is from RefSeq and is a predicted model, not a curated record. Lineage: Eukaryota; Evosea; Eumycetozoa; Acytosteliales; Acytosteliaceae. The transcript has 4 exons.
AUGAAAGAGAUUGGAUUCGAAGCAUUUUAUCCAGACUAUAAGACUGGUCGAAAAGGAUCUGGAAAGCACUACCAUAACAAUAAAACCAGCUCCGAAUAUCCAUUGAUUUUCUUCAAAACCAGAGACUGUGAGUUUCUUGGUGGAGAGUAUAUCGGAUCAACCACUAAGGAAACUCAACAAUUUGAUAGAGUUCCUUAUCUUUUCAAGAUAAGAUCGAAACUGACCCAAAGGGUGUAUUUUAUUAUUAAUGUACAUUUGUCAACAAAUGAAAAAAGAGAGAGAGAGAGUUCAAUGAGAUUAAAAAUUUUUGUGACCAACCAGAGUACAAGAGACACAAACAUAUCUGCUAAAAAGGAGUAUGGCUCUGUCAAAACUAUCUUAGCAGAUCAUUUUUCUCUCAAUGACAAAUGCGAGCCUACCAACCAAUCAUUAAAAAAGAGUAAGGAAUUUGGUGUAUCAAUCAAAUUAUUUCCUAACCAUAUUUAUCAUUUAUUAGUACCAAAACCAUAUGAUCAUAUCUUCAUUCCAUGUACUACGACAAAGAUUGUUUCUGUUAUUAACAUUACUGAUUUUAUCUUUACUACUUUUGAUUAA